Molecule: messenger RNA, 1683 nt
Organism: Exophiala spinifera
Lineage: Eukaryota; Fungi; Ascomycota; Eurotiomycetes; Chaetothyriales; Herpotrichiellaceae
Exons: 1
Coding region: 1-1683 (560 amino acids)
Molecular function (GO): asparagine synthase (glutamine-hydrolyzing) activity
Source: RefSeq, a predicted model, not a curated record
AUGUGCGGCAUCUACUUCUCUGUGGCCAAAGAUCGACAUAUCUUACCCGAUCAACCAACUGUAGAUGCCCUCCACGCUCGAGGCCCGGACAGUUAUAAAGUCUUCCAGACCACCGACAAUGACGAGAAGCUGCACCUAACCUUUAUCUCAUCCGUGUUGGCACUGCGUGGACAGAAUAUCCAGGAGCAACCUCUUCAUGACCCUGUGUCUCGCUCUGUCCUUUGCUGGAAUGGUGAGGCCUGGAAAUCAGACGGAGUGCCAGUGGAGGGUAAUGACUCGGCCUACAUUUGGCGUCUCCUCCAAAUCUCUCUAGCCCAUCCACACGACCGUCAACAUCGCAUCGCUCAAGUCCUUUCCCACAUAGCUGGUCCGUUCGCAUUUAUCUUUUACGAUGCUCCCACCGCCACUGUGUACUAUGGUCGCGACAGGCUGGGACGUCGAUCUCUCCUUAUCAAUCAAAGAGACUAUGGUUCACUGACACUAGCUAGUACCAGUCCGAAUCCUUCGGGCACAGCUACAGCACCAUCUGAAGUUUCAACGAAUACGAUACACUUUUUCCAAUUCCAAGAAGGAAGCAUAUUACAGGGGAAACUGCCGUGGGCAUCAGAACUGUAUCCCAUCAACAAAGGCCUGCCUGACUCAGAGAUAGCAGCCCUUCCAUCUCACGAGAGCGUUGAUGGCCUUCUGGUACAUCUUCGCGAAUCGCUCAUGCUUAGGUCUGUUGACAUCAGGGACCAUUCCCAUCCACAGAUGACCGCCGACGCAGCAAAGGUUGCCAUACUAUUCUCUGGAGGGCUUGACUGUACUCUUCUGGCUCGUAUAAUCCACGAGAUUCUCCCGUCAGAUGAAGUUGUUGACCUGCUCAAUGUCGCUUUUGAAAAUCCACGUUCGCUCGCCGCAAAGGGGCGCAUUCAAGCUUCUGCAUAUGAGCAAUGCCCCGACCGAGUCACCGGCAGAUCGAGCUUCACGGAAAUCUGUGAAGUAUGUCCGCAGAGAAAGUGGAGAUUUGUGGCUAUUAACGUUCCCUACACUGAAGCAGUCGCACACAAGCCUAUAAUUAUCCGACUCAUGUAUCCCCAUAACACCGAGAUGGACUUGUCGAUUGCGAUGGCACUGUACUUCGCUGCACGCGGCCAAGGGGAGCUGUUGGAAGUCUAUUCCAAUGUUUGCUCAGAACCAAUCCCCUAUUUGUCAACCGCGCGCGUUUUGAUCUCCGGCCUAGGCGCAGAUGAACUGUAUGCAGGCUACUCUCGGCAUGCUGCUGCCUUCUCGCGGGAAGGAUUUCAAGGACUAGCAGACGAGCUUGAGAUGGACUUCAACCGGAUUGGGUCUCGCAAUCUAGGUCGUGAUGAUCGCGUCAUGAGCUCUUGGGGCAAAGAGAUCCGAUAUCCCUAUUUGGAUGAAGAUUUCGUCAGGUUCUCCCUCGAUCUCCCUGUCUGGGAGAAGGCUGGUUUCCGACGGGGCAGACCCGUGCCCAAACAUCAUGAAGCAACAGGACUGGCUAGUACCCCCGGAGACCUUGAACCUGCGAAGAUGUUGCUACGGCUAGCUGCGUGGCGCCUGGGUCUGAGAAGGGCAGCCGCAGAGAGGAAACGAGCAAUCCAGUUUGGAGCAAGGACUGCGAAGAUGGAUGCUGGCAAAGGCCGCACCAAAGGAACUGAUGUUCUUGCAGUCGCAGCCUGA